This is a messenger RNA of Brassica oleracea var. oleracea, 949 nucleotides long. Its product is annotated as GATA transcription factor 23-like. Gene Ontology annotation, biological process: regulation of DNA-templated transcription. Gene Ontology annotation, molecular function: zinc ion binding; sequence-specific DNA binding. The transcript has 3 exons. The record is from RefSeq and is a predicted model, not a curated record. Bases 449 to 760 code for a protein of 103 amino acids. NCBI's taxonomy places the organism in Eukaryota, Viridiplantae, Streptophyta, Magnoliopsida, Brassicales, Brassicaceae.
AGUCAAAUGAAAACAUUUGUGGCUCUUUUGCUUCAUUACUUUUUCUGUGUUCUGUCUUCAUGUGAACACAUUUGCAUAAUCUGUGGUUUCUUCUACUUUCUGUUCUAACACACACACAAUUAUUAAAAACAAUCCCACAGAUCCUGCUCGUGCGUACACCACUUGGCUUUUCAGUUUUCACCCGUGACCCGACCAUGAUUUGGCAGAUGUUUUGUAUUAUGUCAUCAAUCUACCAGAAAGCCAUAAUCAUUAUUGAUCAAAAGAGCAGCCAAGUGCAUUUUUGUCUUCUUACCACAGUCACCCUAGUAUGAAAGAGUUUUUAAGGAGAUCUUCAAGCCUUUCUUGAUGACUAACUCAAACCAGAAAAGAAAAGCAAUCUUCCCACAUCUUCUCCAUAUUAUUCCUCUAGGGUUUAUUAUAGUGAUCAGGCCCUUCCCCACAAAGGGAAAUGGAAGGAGAGAAGGAGACAGUUAGGUGUUGCAGUGAUUGCAAGACGACCAAGACACCAAUGUGGAGAGGUGGACCAUCUGGUCCCAAGUCUCUUUGCAAUGCAUGUGGGAUAAGAUUCAUGAGACAGAGACGAACCGAGUUAUUGGGUAUUCGUGUUAUUCAUACCCACAAAGCCUACAAGAAGAUAAACACGUCGUUAUUAUCAUCACAUGGUAGCGUGGCUUUGAAGAAACGAAGGCGGAGUCUAAAGGAGGAAGAACAAGCUGCUAUGUGUCUACUAUUAUUGUCUUGUAGCUCUGUUUUCGCCUGAGAGGAAAAAAACAGAGAGUAUUCCACUGAAAAGACAGUUUUGUCCUUUAUAUUUUGUGUUAAAAUUCAAAGUCUGAUUACAAAUGGGUCUUGGUGGUUGGUUACUCCACAACGAUGUGUCUCAACCUCGCAAGUCUCAACAGUUUAAACUAAAAGGCUCAUUUAUCAGCUCUACGGGGAUAAACUACAA